UGUAUGUGCGCGCGCGCGCGCAGGAGGCACCGCCGGCAGACAUUUUCUGCUCCUCCAGGCGUCCAAUAAUCCAUCAGAUUAAACCUCCGCUGAAUGAGAAGCACCACCUUUCAUUUUGCUGCUGCUUCUCUCACCAACACAUUCCUUCUAAUGCCUCCAAACCCCGAAAUGAGAUAACAUGACGGCCGAUCUGCCGGAGCGCUGUCCGCGGUGCUGACCGCCCCGCGACCCUCCACCUGCCGCGGAGAACGCAAAAAAAAACAAGCCCGCCAGAUGCACGCGGAGACGGGCACGAACUACCUGUUAGCCGCCGCGGGCUGCGGGGCUCCGCCGCCUCUUUUCAUUCAUCGCAUCUGACUUUGUGCAACUUGUGAACAGAAGCCGAGACGCAAGAGGAGAAGCUGAGGAUGAAGACGCAGGAGGGUUGAAGGAGGAGAAGAGGAGCGUGCAGAAGAGCCGGACGGCUGCGGGAGGACAGAGGAGGUUAUGACCGCGUUCCUCCACCUGGACCUUCACCUGGGGCUGCUGCUGCAGCUGCUGACCUGCUGGCAAACGCCAGGGAUGGUCCGAGCCACUGUGCCAGCAGCCCCGGUCAACGUGUCGGUGACUCAGCUGAGGGCGCACUCGGCCACGGUGACCUGGAACGUUUCUCAGGGAGACACCGUGAUCGGCUACUCCAUCUCACAGCAGAGGCAGGACGGCUUGAUGCAGCGCUCCAUCAGGGAGGUGAACACGUCCAGCCACUGGUGUGUGCUGUGGGACCUGGACGAGGACACACACUACAGCGUCCAGGUCCAGUCCGUCGGGCCGCAUGGUGACAGCCCGCCGAGCCGCGCCGUCCACUUCAGGACUCUGGAGAGGAGUGAUCAUUAUCCAGCCGGAGUCCUGGACCACCAUGAGCCGGCGAUGGAAGGUUUGGACAUGACUCCUCACCUACAGACCGGAGAGCUCCUCAUCAUCACCACCGUGCUGCUGCUGUGGGCAGCCGUCAUCGCCCUCUUCUGUCGACAGUAUGACAUCAUCAAAGACAACGACUCCAGCAGCUGCAAGGAGAAAGCCAAGAGGCCGCUGGUCCGAGCCGCCCCCCCCCACUACACCGCCUCAGCCGGCAGCUCGCCGCUCUGCCACGACGGAGAUCUGCACAGAGCCUCCUCCUCCGUCAGCAUCAUUAGAGUCUGAGUUCGGCAGCAUCUCGCCGUGCCGGACGGACGGAUUCGGUGAAGUGCCGCUUUAGACCCGAGGAACUUCAGUGCAGCGGAUGGAGCAUCUGCAGACUCGACCGAGAGUCGAAGCUAUUGUAAAAUAUGGGGAAGCCAAGAAGCGUCCAUGCAAAUGGAACUGUGGAGUAAGUGGAUGAGUACUGCCCUCUAGCGGCGGACGAGGAAACAUUCAGGCCAUUGAAACUUUCAGGCAAAGGACGCAGGAGUUUGACAAGAUGCAAAAAGUCGGAUUCAUGUAGUUUCUUCUCUCGGAUUUUGAAGACUGUGAAUAUUUGCAUGUCGUCAUCAAAUUAAUGGAAAAGUCAGGUUUGACUUUGUUUUUUUUACGUAGAGAUGCAAGUGUGUGUCUAAAAUCAACUCAACUGUGUUUUUCAUUUCCUAAUGCGGUAGAUGUACAGCACUAACAUAGAACAUGUAUUAUUUGUAAAUAGAAUAUGUACAUAGUUCAAAUUUAAAUGAUUGUGCAGUUAAGUUUGAUGACAACUAAUAUUUCAUAUGAAUUUACACUUUAUUUUCAGAAUCCAGAUUUUACAGUUAAAUCAAAUUUUUGCAUUCAGUUAAAUUAAUCACAUUCUAUCAUGACUAAAUGACGGAAUAAGAAAUGUAGAAGAGUUGACAUAUUCCAGGAUGUAAAAUCAAGCUUCUUGAUAUAUAUUUUUUCUCAGUAUAUACGUAUAUACUUAAAUAUUUAGUUGGUUAACUUUUCUUGUGGUGGAAUUGUUGAAUGGCGUAAAAUACAGGUCCAGAUUAUGAUAAACAAAGCUGCUGUGGUCGACAUUGAUUUGGCUUCAGCGACGUUGCUGCAACAUCUCAGGCCACAAAAAUUCAAGGUGUAAAAUAAUAUAAACUGGAAUUAUCCAAAUAAAAACCGUGAAGAGCAUUCUGAGUAUUUAAAACACUCAUCUCUCCUACAACCGGCUGCCUGAUAAAUCAACCCUAGACUGCAAAAAUCCACAUUUACUGGACGUGACGACAAGUCAGUGAACUCUCACCGGUCCUACAAAGAUCUCCUCUGCCUCCGUUCUUCCGAAUGGGGGUUAAUGUUGGCCUUAGGAUGAAGCCCUUAGUUCCCAUGCAGUAUACGGUGGUAUUUAUGGGUGAUGUCACUGACAGCGCUUUCUUGAAUGUACAACAACACAACCAGUGGAUUAGAAAUUGCAAAGAAAUCUUCAAUAUAUAAUCUCCAAUGACAUAAUUAGAUACUUUAUAUUUUUAUUUGGUUGCUCCAGAAUACAUGAUAGUAACUUGAAGCUAAACAAAGAGGUCAUGUUUGUGGAUGUAGUGUGGUAUUUUAAUUUGUGACUCUAUAUUGUCCAGUUUCAACAAAAAUGAAAAUAAAUUAGGUUUUAGUAGAUUAUUCCAUCCAGGAUUAAUGGGUAAAUAUAGUCCGUUUCUAGCCAUCGACGAGUCAGUAACAGUUAACAGUUAAAAUGGCGUUAUGAAUGCCUUCAAUGACGUCACACUUAAUGGUUAUUCCCUAUGAUAAUGAAAUUAUUGUCAGUAGUUUAAAGAAGAUAAUGAGGGACAUUGUUCAUACUCAUACUCAUAAACAUGCAUACUUAUAUAUAAUUAAAUAAUAAGACGUGAUCGACACACAAUAAAUAUUCUCACAGGAUAUUAUUCCCAAUUACAUCAUAUCAUGUGACAUGUUAUACCUUUUGCUGUUUAAUAAUGUGAUGGAGGAUAGAAUAAAUCUCCCAUCAAACUAAUACAUACAAAUUGACCAUCGGUACAUUUUACGUGAAGGUGUUUCCCCAUUGGGCCCCUGGUGCUGUGAUGACGUCACUAUUUAGCGCAGGUUGACGAGCGGCACUGAUGACGCGUCCAAGAUGGCCGACAAGCACCGCAGCUGCUGCUCCGCAAAGACGAUGGAGGAGCCGAUGCGAGAAACGAGACUGACGGCGAACGCUGCUGACUGCUGAAUGUUUAGAGACACUUGAAGGUCCUGGAGGAGACGAGAACGGGAGCAAGGAGCAAACAUUUGGGCGCAGUUUCCAGCCCUGAGGACGACGGGUUUCUUCCUCUGCGGUUACUCUGACCGUGGUUCGACUUUUUUUAUGUGCUGUGCAGCUGAAUUUGAAUAAAGAAAAAUUUUAUA
Molecule: messenger RNA, 3318 nt
Organism: Gasterosteus aculeatus aculeatus (three-spined stickleback)
Lineage: Eukaryota; Metazoa; Chordata; Actinopteri; Perciformes; Gasterosteidae
Product: fibronectin type III domain-containing protein 4-like
Cellular component (GO): plasma membrane; extracellular region
Molecular function (GO): protein binding
Source: RefSeq, a predicted model, not a curated record